UCAAAGGCUCAAACACCAUUGGUGGAAUCGCCGACUGUUCAUCCUCGGGGGGCGGUAUUGAAGGAGUCCAAAUUUCCGGUUCCGGUAGUACCGGGAGCCGAGUCGAGAUGGAGGAAGAUGCGACCGGCGGACGGCAUUCACUGGGAACGGCCGAUAGAGUGGGGGCUGCGGCCUAGAGGUCCGGGCUUGGAGUUUGCCUCAGACGCGGUGAAGCCGCCGGAGUCUGAGAAGGCUGGAAUGCAGUGGUGUGAUCACGACUCACUGCAGCCUCAACAUCCCAGGCUCAAGCGAUCUUCCCACCUCAGCCUCCCAAGUAGCUGGGACCACAGAUGCAUGCCCCUAUGCUUAUUUUUAUAUACUGUUGAGAUGGGGUCUCCCUAUGUUGCCUAGGCUGGUCUUGAACUCCUGGGCUGAGGUGAUCCUCCCACCUUGGCCUCCCAAAGUGUUGGGAGUAUAGGCAUGAGCCACCGCGUCCGGCCUUUCCCUCUGUAUCUUGUGUCUAUUCUCCAGAGCAAUAUGGUGUCUCCUUGAACAGACGGUUUCUUGAAGUCAGAGUCUAUCUUCUCUGUCACUUCUCCGCCUUCAUUGUCUAAGACUGAGUUUGUGGUUUAUGUGCUUAGAGUUAAAAGCCUGGGGUCCAAUGUGUCCUGUACUCUGUAGUUCUCCAGACUCUUCAGGGAAACUACUGAGCUCUCAGGUGGUUCUUUUCUGUUUUUCUCAGAGUGAGUUAUCUAAUAACCAAAGAGGACUCUGCCCUUUGGCCUGUUCCUGACUUUCUAGCUCCUUUUGCUGGAGGAGAGGGAGGUGAUGGGGGGUGCCCUGUGCUGUGAAAGCCCCACUUGCCCUCUUCCCUACACUUUCUUCCAAUGCAGAUGGGAGAAAAUAUCAUAUAAAUGUAGUAAGUAUGGAUCAGGGGAGCUCUGAGGGGCCAGCAAGGGAAACCAGAGACAAAAUGAGUUGGCUGGUAGGUGGCGAUCACAGGAACCCUGCUGACUGCAGGGCCAAAGGUGGUGCCUCCUCAGUGGGCCCAGGAGCAUCAAAACUGAAACAGUCCCUUUCAACCUUCAGGAGCCCCCUAAAUGUAACUUACUGACAUCUCAUUCACCUGCCUAAAGGCCCUGCUUCCUGCCAGGUAUUUAGUUGUCCAUAGCAUCCUGAGCUCUGCCUGGGUGAGCCAGACAAAAAGAAUACUCCCUGGCCAGGGUGGUGACACCAGGGCCUAGACAGAGGCAGAGAGUCAGGAUAGAAGAUCCUGUAAGCUGGGGUAGGGAGCUGAGGAGGGCAUGGAGCCAGGAGAAUCACUGAAGUGAGGGACAGUUUCUAGGGGAGGGAACCUGAGUAAGGAAUGCCUGGCCAAGGACAGAGAAGGGGACAUUCUCCUGAUCUAUAAAGGAAGAUUCAAGUGGGGAUUGACAGAGCCAGGCUGGGUAGAGUCCAAGCUUUGGGCAGGUGACUGUCCAGGAGAUGAGGCCUGAGAAUGGGGCUUCAGAGCCCAGCCAGAAGGGGAAAGCACAAAGUUCCAGCCUCCUUCCUCUCAUCCCUCCAUGCUGCUCGACUCCCAGGUCUUCAGACACCAUGGAGGACAAACGAAACAUCCAGAUCAUCGAGUGGGAACACCUGGACAAGAAGAAGUUCUACGUGUUUGGUGUGGCAAUGACAAUGAUGAUCCGUGUCAGCGUCUACCCAUUCACCCUCAUCCGCACCCGGUUGCAAGUGCAGAAGGGGAAGAGCCUCUACCAUGGGACUUUUGAUGCCUUCAUCAAGAUCCUGCGAGCAGAUGGUAUCACUGGCCUCUACCGGGGGUUCCUGGUCAAUACCUUCACCCUCAUCUCUGGCCAGUGUUAUGUCACCACUUAUGAGCUCACCCGGAAGUUUGUAGCUGACUAUAGCCAGAGCAACACAGUCAAAUCACUGGUGGCUGGUGGCUCAGCCUCCCUUGUGGCCCAGAGCAUCACAGUGCCCAUUGAUGUAGUCUCCCAACACCUGAUGAUGCAGCGCAAGGGUGAGAAAAUGGGCCGCUUUCAGGUGCGGGGGAACCUAGAGGGACAAGGUAUAGUUGCCUUUGGCCAAACCAAGGACAUCAUCAAGCAGAUCCUGCGGGCUGAUGGACUGCGUGGCUUCUAUCGAGGCUACGUGGCUUCACUGCUUACCUAUAUCCCCAACAGUGCCGUCUGGUGGCCCUUCUAUCACUUCUACGCAGAGCAGCUCUCCUACCUGUGUCCUAAGGAGUGCCCUCACAUUGUCUUUCAAGCCAUCUCGGGACCCCUGGCUGCAGCCACUGCCUCCAUCCUCACCAAUCCCAUGGAUGUCAUACGAACCCGUGUGCAGGUUGAGGGCAAGAACUCCAUCAUCCUGACCUUCAGACAGCUGAUGGCAGAAGAAGGGCCUUGGGGCCUCAUGAAGGGCCUCUCGGCCAGAAUUAUCUCAGCCACACCUUCCACCAUUGUCAUUGUGGUGGGUUACGAGAGCCUCAAGAAACUCAGCCUCCGACCUGAGCUGGUGGACUCGAGACACUGGUAACCAUCGGUGGGGAGAGAAGCCUGCUGUUUUCUACACUAUUGUGGGUCAGGGACAGAGUGGAGAGGACAGCACCGUCUCCAAAUGCCCCCACCACACACCCGGCCCUGCCCUGGGCCAGGUGGCCUAUCUGGGAUAGGGAUAGAGACUUUGAACUGCUCUUGCUGACGAGGCUCCAUGCCUGGAUCCCUUGCCCCCACUAUUUAAAAUUAUCUUCUGAGCUGGGCUCCCUCACUCAGUCCCUGUAUUCGAUACUGGCCUAAAGACCCCACCUUCCACCCUACCAGCCCUUCUGGCUUCCCCCUCCAUCUGUGUCCCUGCGACCCUGAGAAGAGCUGUACAUAGAGCUUGCUUACUACCACUGGUUCUUCCUCUUGGGCUUUCAGCCCAGACUCCAAGCUGCUGCUAUCACCCCUCUCACCCUUCAUCUCUUAGCCUUUCUUAUUUUUAUUUUGGGACUGAGCUGCCCGCUAGAGGACUCUGCUUUUCCCUGCACUUGGGGCUACGGUACCAGGCACUUAUUUGCACAAGGAGCAGGAGCAGCAAAAAUCUCUGGUUCUCCAGAGCACUCUUCCUCUCUUUGGAGGGGUUAUUAGAUUGGGGAGAAAUGUUGAUACUUUAUUUUGUGUGUGCGUGUUUGUGUUUUUUAACAUCUGUGAACCGGGCUACUAGUCCUGCUAAAGCGCCAAUCCUGCUGUCAGAGCCCACCCCUUCCUAAGACAGGUAGAAAAAUGUAAUGUAGCAUUUUCCUCAAUCCAGUUCCCUGUCCCUUCAGUCUCAGGAGCCCUAGGAGAGUCUAAGCUGGGGUGUCCCCUAGCCCAGAGGACUCCCAUGGUGGGCACACUUCAAAGUGGAUCAGGCUGUCUUGGGUGCACUGGACUUGGAGCACCCAAGUCUACUUUUCUCAGGUUGAGAAAGUAGUUGAUAGAGAAGACAGCAGGAGGGCAUGUGUUCCCGAGCACAUCCACCCAGGCCAGCUAGAUCCUGGAUAGAGCACAUCCAUCCAGGCCAAACCUAGGAGAGGGCAGUAGAGAUUCCCUGCCCCGGGCAGCCAUGACAUACAUGUCCCCAAUCACUCAGACUCUUGGCAACAAAUGAUGUCUCACAAUGGGGAUCUCUAAGUUCUACAUCGCUGGAUGUAAAGUAUCCCAGUCAUGGUACCCUGUGGAGGGAUGCUAGAAGAACAUAAAGAGCAGUUCAGGAAGUCACCCGAUACCAGGACCACUGCAUCUACCAGCCUGAUACUGCCAAGAUUACCUGAUGCUUUCCUCAGGAGAUAGGAGAGGAGUGCUCCUUCUUCCCUGCCUCAUCCUCCCUACUGCUACUCCUUCCAAGCCUGUGAUGCAGGUAGAGAGGUGCAGCAAAUAGACAAGAAGGCAUGUCAAACCCUGCAUUUCUACCUGAGACAUUUGGCUUGGAUGGUCCUCCAAACCCUAUUGGUCCCACCCCCUGGGAAAGGCCAUGGUGCCAAUUUGAAAGGUGCUAGCUACCUGAAGCCUUGAUAUUUCUUAUGGCUGCUGCACAUUCUUCCACCUUGGCCAGAACAGGUUCUGAAAACCGUUUCUCUACCUUCACUACCACCACUGCCCAUCUCGAUCUCUGAGGGUUUUCCCCUUUCACUUGAUUUUAUUUCCCCCUGCACCUUGUGAAGAGAGUCCUCCAAUUUCUGUCCAGGAAUGGAAUGUUCACAUCCAAAGGGUUGGACCCACUCAUCAUUCUGAAUCUUCCUGCCCCUCCUCACCUCUUUACCCUGAGAACCACAAAUAUAAUGGAGCAGUGGGCCCCUCCCAUCUCUUUAAGCUCAUUCUAAGGAAGCCUCUGGAAGUUGGUUUUUGUCAGCUUCCUUCCUCCCCUAGAGACUGGUCCCAGUCCUUCCCCCUCCCUGGCACAGUGGGGAAAGUGUCAGUAGGGAAAGUGUCACCGACAGGAGGUAGGAUCCUGCCGCUGGCGUCUUAGUGUGUUUCUCCCCCGAGACUUUCCUUCUGUCUUGUCUUGUGCAGUAUUUUACAGCCUUUCAUAUGUCUGUCGUUCUGUUUCUCACACACACGCAGUUUUAAGGGUGAUGUGUAUAAUUAAAAGGACCCUUGGCCCAUACUUUCCUAAUUCUUUAGGGAUUGGGAUUGGGUUUGACUGAAAUAUGUUUUGGUGGGGAUGGGACGACGGACUUCCAUUCUCCCUGGAGUCCAAAACAGAAUCUUGGUUGUAUUGGUUGGUAACUAAAACUAAAACUCUGGAAGACUGGCCAAGGCGGGAAAACUGGUGGGAGCAUUGAGGAACAAGGGAAUGAAAAGGCAGACUCUCUGAACAUUUGAUAAAAUGGACUCCUGUGAACAUUAACAGUGAAUAUUCACUGUUGCACUGUACGAAGUCUCUGAAAUGUAAUUAAAAGUUUUUAUUGCGCCCCCCGA
Callithrix jacchus (white-tufted-ear marmoset) is the source of this 4925-nucleotide messenger RNA. RefSeq names its product solute carrier family 25 member 44 (gene SLC25A44). The record is from RefSeq and is a predicted model, not a curated record. Gene Ontology annotation, cellular component: mitochondrion. Gene Ontology annotation, biological process: transmembrane transport; branched-chain amino acid transport; branched-chain amino acid catabolic process. Lineage: Eukaryota; Metazoa; Chordata; Mammalia; Primates; Cebidae. Gene Ontology annotation, molecular function: branched-chain amino acid transmembrane transporter activity.